Molecule: messenger RNA, 1302 nt
Organism: Clonostachys byssicola
Lineage: Eukaryota; Fungi; Ascomycota; Sordariomycetes; Hypocreales; Bionectriaceae
Source: the annotation of a GenBank genome assembly
AUGGAGUUAGUGCAGUCUCUCUCCAUGUUGGCACUGCAUGAUCUCAAAGCGCUCAAGCUUGCUCGCGCCUGGAAUACUAUAGGCACUGCAGCGAGGUUGGAAGCGGCUCGGAGUUGUCGUGGGCCUGUGAAGGCUCAAGGCCAAGAAAUGAGCGAAAGCAGUUCAAGAUGCUACUGGAGUGUUCACAUUCUGGAGAGUUACUUCUCUCCACAGUAUAUGCUGCUCAACCAACACCCAUUUACUCCGAAGUAUCCCAGAAGUGCCGAAUGUCCACCUCCGCUACGGACUUGUUACGAGAGCGAGAACACUGACAUCGCCCAGACACCAGAUGUGUCAGACGACGGUGUCAAUUCAUCAUUAUUGAAGAUCGUCUCCGUGUGGGGAGGCGUAGUCUCUUACACGCAGGGGAUACGAUGGAAGAAACUUGAAUACCCCUGGGAGCCCAUGUCUAGGUAUAACCAACUCACUCAAAGUGUAUAUGAGUUUGAGGAUGGAACCGCCGUUAAACACCUUUUCAGAAAUACUUCACUCUCAGAACGGUCACCAUCGGAGAUCGCCGAGAACUUGGAUUACUGGCGGCCCUGGAUCCUGAUGCAAAUGACUCACCAUGCGGCUUCAGCGGUCCUCAACCAUCCAUUCAUCCACAUGGUAGCUCUGCGGGUUGCCGAUCGUCGUGCUCCCCCACGAUUAUUUCUGCAAAGCGUGAUUGACCAAGCCCUCUAUCACUCGAAGUGGGUUGUGCGCUUCAUACAAAUUUGCAACGAUGUCGGGUUAGACAUUCGCGACCCUCUGAUUGCGCAACUGGUCGCAGCUACGGCGACUGUUCUGUGGCUCUUUAAGUUUGCUGGAGACACUAAUGCAUCUGCAAGAGCCGGGGAAGGCUUCGAAACUUGUGAGACGUAUCUCCGGGAUGCUUCAGCGACAUGGCCGCAUAUCACUGGCAAGAGUCGUCAAGGGGGCGUAGCAGAAGGGGUGACGACGACAUUCAGACCCUCAACGUUCUGGAAACUGCUUGAUCCUCUGAUCCUUGAGAACAUUGCUGAUGAUCAGAGCGGCCACGACUCUAACUCCAGAGCAAGCCCGAUGGGAGAUGCAACUCUGCGAAUUACAACCCAUAUCCUCCACCCGGUAGAUGAACAUACGAGCACGCCGACAUCUGCAACCACAAACAGACCAGCUCUUACUUCCACGGAUGAAGACGAGGAACGGCUAUGUUUCAAUGAUUUAUUAUCCCUCUACGCAUCUUCAACCGAUCUAUCGUGGCUGCAACCUGACAAUGGCUUUUCUGCGCCUCUGGCCUAG